Messenger RNA from Trichoplusia ni (cabbage looper), 6873 nucleotides. RefSeq lists its product as uncharacterized. Gene Ontology annotation, cellular component: cytoplasm. Gene Ontology annotation, biological process: monoatomic ion homeostasis; positive regulation of potassium ion import across plasma membrane; positive regulation of sodium ion transmembrane transporter activity. Gene Ontology annotation, molecular function: potassium channel inhibitor activity; ATP binding; chloride channel inhibitor activity. Lineage: Eukaryota; Metazoa; Arthropoda; Insecta; Lepidoptera; Noctuidae. The record is from RefSeq and is a predicted model, not a curated record. Bases 1 to 6873 code for a protein of 2290 amino acids. The transcript is spliced from 32 exons.
AUGGCGUCAAAUGUGACCUUGAGAAGUACUAAACAGAGGAAAGAUAACCUCAUCACGAGGAAGCAGGAUAAGUCGCCCGAGAAGACGAUUCGGGGCACGCGGGGUGCGUACAGGGGCAUCCCGUCCACCUCGAAGCGGCCGACCGACGAAGACAAUGACACGGGCUCCACGGAAAGACUGGACAGACCAAAGAAAUUCAUAUCACAGAACAAAAGCAACUAUGGGCUCGGCAAGAGGCCCGACUUCUCGCUUAAGAACAGGAACGUGCAUUUAGCUUCGUCUCGGUAUGGACAGAUGACAUCAGGGCUGCACAGCCACGGGCACCAGAUCUCACAGCCGACUGCGCACCAUCUGGAGUCCUCCACGGUGCUGCCCACCAAGGAGAAGACUGUGCACGGGAAGGAGAAAACAUUCAAGGUGGUGGUCGGCAGCGAGGUGGGGGUGAUGAAGGCGCCGGUGCUGGGCCCGCGGCCGUACAAUGCGCUCGCCAUCAUCCACACGCAGCAGAGCAACACCUUCGACAUGCUCAACUCGCUCACCACCAGCGUCGCGAGCCAGCCGGUGGUGGGCGUGGGCGUGGGCGUGGGUGGGUUCCACCGGCGCAGCUCGGGGCAGGGCGCGCUGUGCGACCCCGAGCUGGACGACAGCGGCAACAAGCUGGUCGCCAGGCUCGAGGACGAUGCCUUCAUCUCGGAACAGGAUCUGGAAGAAAAUAUCGAAAUAGCAACUGCGACAGAAAAACGAAUAUCGAAAACAGAUGCCUCCGGCGAAGAUCAACCGCAAGAACCACAGAACGGCCUUGUGUACGGUCCUAUCUACGAGCUGGAGAAGUUGGAGGAGAAGGACAAACAGAAGGACGAUAAGGAAGAUGAGGAGGAGCCCAUCGGGGUCUCGCCUUGUGGCAGGUUUUUCAAAUACGACAAGGAGGUGGGUCGGGGCUCGUUCAAGACUGUGUACCACGGCCUCGACACGCAGACUGGCGUCGCUGUGGCCUGGUGCGAACUGCUGGAGAAAAAGCUGAACAAGACGGAGCGGCUCCGCUUCCGCGAGGAGGCCGACAUGCUGAAGAAGCUGCAGCAUCCCAACAUCGUGCGCUUCUACAACUACUGGGAGGGGACCGUCGCCAAGAAGAAGAACAUCGUGCUCAUCACCGAGCUCAUGCUCAGCGGGACGCUCAAGGCGUAUCUCCGACGGUUCAAGCGGAUCAACCCGAAAGUGUUGAAGUCGUGGUGUCGUCAAAUUUUAAAAGGGCUUAAUUUUCUACAUUCGAGAACACCGCCCAUUAUACACAGAGAUCUGAAGUGCGACAACAUCUUCAUCACGGGCACGACGGGCAGCGUCAAGAUCGGAGACCUCGGCCUCGCCACGCUCAAGAACAGGAGCUUCGCCAAGUCCGUCAUAGGCACGCCGGAGUUCAUGGCGCCCGAGAUGUACGAGGAGCACUACGACGAGUCGGUGGACGUGUACGCGUUCGGCAUGUGCAUGCUGGAGAUGGCCACGGGCGAGUACCCCUACUCCGAGUGCUCGGGGCCCGCGCAGAUCUACAAGAAGGUGGUCUCGGGUGUAAAACCUCAAAGCUUGGAGAAGGUGACGAUACCUGAAGUCCGGGACAUCAUAGAGUCGUGUAUCAAGCCGAACAAAACCGACAGGCCAAAAGUAAAAGAUCUGCUGAAUCACGAGUUCUUCGGCGAGGACAUCGGUCUUCGGUUGGAGAUCGUGGGGCGCGACCUGGUCACCUCCUCCGACAUCACCAAGAUACAGUUCCGGUUGAAGAUCAUCGAUCCUAAGAAACGUUCUUACACCCACAAAGAGAACGAAGCGAUCCAGUUCGAGUUCGACAUGGAGAACGACGACUGCGAGGAGGUGGCCAACGAGAUGGCGAAGGCCGGCCUCAUCAUGGAGGAGGACGCGAGGAUCGUCUUCAAACUGCUCAAGUCACAGCUUAUCAGCCUUAACAGGGAGAGAAGUGAAAAGAAAGCUCAGAUGCUGUUCAAUCAGGAGGUCAUCAUAGAACAGAACAGGCAGCAGAUAUACGAGCAGCAGUUAAGGCAGAUGAAGAUGAUACAGAAUCAACAGCAGGCAGGACCAGUGGACCAGGUGAAGGCGGGGCUCUUCAACGGCGUCGGGCCGCAGCCGCUCACGGCCGUGCAACUCGACCCUCAAGCUCAACUGCUGCAGUGCCAGCAGCAGCUCUUACAGCAGCAGUUCCAGCAGCUGAACAGCGAGGACGCCGCAAUGACGCUCCUCCAGCAGAACUUCAUGCAGGCCAGGAUCUCGCCCUCCAUGGCCAACGACCAGCAGUUACUGCAGAAUAAGGCCUUCCUCGAACAGAACCUGAAACAGCAGCCGGUAACUGUUCCACUGCUGCAUCAGAACAAGGUCUUCCUCGAAACCGAAGCAGUAAUGAUGGAGCAGAAUCUCAUCAACCAGCAGAUGCUGGAGCAAUCAGUCCAGGGUCAGGUCCUCAUGGAGCAGCAGGUGCAGCAGAAUCUACUGGAUCAGACCCCCUCACAGACCCAGCUGCAGCCACAUCUCUUAAACCAACAGCUCACGGCUGAAAUCAAUAACAAGAACCAAACGUUACAGCAACAGAUCAUACAACAACAACAGAAUAUUAUAGCUCAGCAAGCCGCUACAAUACAACAGAAACAGUUUGAAGAACAGCUGUCAGUCCAGGAGAACGUCCUAGCAGGGAAUACAAACAUAGUCUCAAACCAAAUCCUAGACCCUUCGCUACAGAACCUGCAGAACAUCCUCGCCCAAAUCAUACAGAGACCUGAAACAUUGCAAUCUAGAAAGGAGUCGGAAUCUGAAACACAAUCACAACAACAGCAAAUUCUGCAAAUCAGUCAACAACAGAAUGAGGGUAUGGAUCUACAGCAAAACCAAGAGCAGGAAGCUCUGCAGCAACAGAUGCAGAAUCUGAUAGGAUCACAGAUGCAGCAGCAGAAUGUGAACUUCCAGCAGAGCCAGCUGUUCGCGCAGCCGACGUUACAACAGUUGACGACUGCUGUAGAUCCCACCUUCCUCGCACAACAGCAACAGCUAGCUCAGGCGCAGCAACAGGUCGCUCAAGCACAGCAACAGCUAGACAUGCAAAAGCAAGUGCUGGCCCAACAGCAACUAGUCCUGCAACAACAGAUCUUCAGCCAACAACAGCUCCAGAUGCCCGGACAAACACUAUCCCCGCACCACUUCCGGCACUUCCAACAACAGCAGCAGUACCUCGCGCAGCAAGAACUACAGCUGCAGACGCAACAGAACAUCAUCACACAGAACUGGGCCAUGCUCGUGCAAAAACAACAACUCAUGGACCAACAACAGCAGAAAGUCGAGGAAAUACUCCGGUCCCAGAGGCCCAUGUACCAGCGGCAGGGAUCCGAACAGAGUCAGAUCAGCUCGGCGGAUGUGCACGACCAGACUCAAGUCAUGAUGCCGGAUCAGUACGGACAGAAACCACAGCUGCAGCAACAGAUGUCCGUAGACCAGAUGCAUUAUACGAAACAACGGUCUGAUGAUCACUAUCAUCAGUUGCCGAGCAUGCAGGGCCAGUCCCUGCCGCACAACAUGCAGAUGCAGCAGAACUUCAGCGUGGUGCAGCAGAACGAGCGGCAGAUAUCUAGUCAUGAAGGCACUCCCGUGCAGAAUUACUCCGCCAACCCGCUGCAGAUGUACCAGCCGGCGCAGAGCCAGCCCGUGAUGAUGCAGAGCGUGCAGUACCAGGCGGGGCAGAUGGAAGCUAGCGUACCGGCGUCUGCGGCCGCCGCCAUGCCGCAGUCUGUGCAGGAGUCGCUGCCGCAGCAGAUGUCCGUCCCACAGUCCAUGCCUCAGGGCGUCCUCUCGGUCCCGCAGCCUGUCCCACAGACAAUGCACUCGGUCCCUCAAACCGUUCAGUCCAUACAACAGCCCGUGCAGUCCGUGCAGCCACCGCCGUCAAUGCCGCAGCCGAUACAGUCGGUACCACAACCAGUCCAGGCGUUACCGCAACCUGUGCAAUCAGCUCAAGUCGUACCUUCAGUUCAACAACAGCAACAAAUCCAACCCAUGCAGCAACCAGUACAAUCGAUAUCGCAACCUGUACAGCAACAGAUGCAGCAGCCGCAGCCGCACUCUCAGUCACUACCACCUCAGCAGCCGCUGCAGCAGCAGGUCCAAGUCCAUCAGUCGAUGCCCCAGCAGCAGGAUAUGGUUCCCCAACAGCUGAACCUGCCCGCGGAACAGGCGGAGAAUGGUUACCAUAGUAACGGCAGCCAGAAGGAGCAGUUCCUGACGCCGCUGACGGAGUUCCCCAACAACCACUCCGAGGCCAGCCGGCACCCUGACCUCAGCUCCGUCGAGGAGAAGCAGGCGGAGACACAGCAACAAGAAGCUGGUACGGCUGUAUCUUCUCCAAUAACUGGCGAGAAGAAGUCCCGAGGGUCCAAGAAGCGGUCCCGGGAGAAGGACAAGCUCCCCAAGCUGACGGUCCUGGAGGUGAACGACGCGGCCACUGUGGUGGAGUGCCAGCUCGAGUCCAAGUCCAAAACUGUCACCUUCAAGUUCGAUGUCACCGAUGUUAAUCCGGAAGAGAUUGCUAGCAAUCUUGUAUCAAACAACCUGCUCCCGGAGUGGCAGAGUGCGACCUUCAUGGAGCUGAUCAAGGACAUCGUGAACCAGCUCAUCACCAACCCCGGCGUCACGCCCGUCCUCAACCCCGCGCACCACUCCGCGCUCAGGCUGAACAUCGACAAGACUGACUACGACUCUGAAACAACGGAGCGGGAGGAGAACUUGACGGACUCGAACCAGGACAACUCGGAGUGCACGACGCCGACAGCCAGCCACGACAACAUCGCGGCCGAGCUGGCGUACGACACGCAGCCCGAGACACAGCCCGAGCCCGAACCCGCGCCGCGUCUGCAGCAUGCCGACACCGUCACGCGCAAGAUCAGCACCGCCUCCUCCAUCGGUUCAAAUCAAUCAGAUGGUGGGUCAAUGGCGCCCGAGCGCUCCGGCAGCACGGAAUCACAGAACGGCGAGAAGAAGCAGCAGAAGCCAACGCGGAAGAUAUCACGAUUUCUAGUCAGCCCCGUCGUGGACCGCGGCGAGCAUGUGCCCGAAGAGAAGCCCGCGCCCGGCCCCGAGCCCGACGCCCGCGAGCCCCCGCGGGAGACCCCGCGAGAGCCCCCGCGGGACCCGCCGCGCGAGCCGCAGCUCAACGGCCUGCCUGAGAAGGACCCGCCGCCACAAGAAUAUGUUCCUACGCACCAGUAUUCCCUACCGCCGCCAGUCCCACAACCCGUCCCGCAACCUGCCCAGCAACCGGCCCAGCAACCUGCUCCGCAACCUACCCAGCAACCUGCCCCGCAACCUACCCCACAACCUGCCCCUCAAUCAGCCCCAGAACAAAGGCCUGAAAUACAACACAUAGAAAGACCCAUAGAAAUUAAAAAAGACAUCCCCGCUACCUCCAUGCCAGUCCCAGUCGCCACAAACAUACAGACAGCCCCGCACAUUCCCGUGCAGAACAUCAUAAACCCCAUGCUCGCUGCUACAAACCUACAGCCCAACUUAACCACCCCACUGCAAAUAGCGACGGACACCCCACUGUUGGGGCUGAGCCAAGUGGGAACCCCGAUGGGCGUGGGUGGCGAGCUGGGCAUCAACAUGGGGCUGCCGGCUGUGGGGUUGGCCAUGCCCACGCAUCAGACCUUGACCCCUAACCCGGGGGUCACAGAGGCGAUGCCCAACGCUGAGAAUAUACAGAGGAUGCUGCUCAAACAGAAUAUUAUGAAUCAGCAACAAAACCUCUCUGGGCCCAACCUACUGGGUCUACUCAACCAGCAGCCCUACCCACAGCCAGACCUGGGCCUUCAUAAUACUCUAUUAAACAACACACAGCCUGCGCCCAUGAUGGCGACCCGCCUGCAGCCGCAGUACCCGCCGCAGAAGUACUACCAGCCGAUGCUCGCCAACGACUUCAUUGCUCAGCAGCAAGCGCUGCAGUCGUCGGUCAACCAGCUGGCCAACCAGCAGAUCAACCAGCUCGGGAUGAUGGGGCUGGCGGCCCCCCUUCCGCCUCAGGCUCUCGCCUUCCAACACCAGAACAUCGCGCAAAACCUGGCGCUCAACCAGAACCUUAUGGGGCAAAACCUUGGACAGAACUUAGGUCUAGCGAGUCAGAAUCUAGGAUUAGGCAGUCAGAAUCUCAUGGGCGGGCAGAACUUGGGUUUGGGCGGGCAGAACCUGGCGUUGGGCGGGCAGAACCUCAGCCUCAUCAACCAGAACCUGGGGCAGCUGGUGGCUCAUAGAGCCGUGCAUCAUGCGCUGGCCAGGCGGGCUGUAGAUAUGGAUAUGGGUAUGACGAACGUGAACUCGACGGGCUCCUCCCAGCCGAGCACGCCCAACAAGAGCCACUCCUACAACGAGUACAUGCUGACGCUGCAGCACAAGCUCUCCUCCAUAUCCAACAGCGGCCCCGUGUCCCCGCAGUCCCCGCUGGAGUACAGUCCGGCGCUGUCGCCCACGCACCGCCCGCCGCUACACAAUAUGCCCAAGAGCGAGGCGGAGGCGGGCGAGGGCGGGCUGGCGGCCGCCCACAAGACGCGCCACGCCGCGCAGCUCGCGGAGCUGGACCACGAGCUCAGCAAGAUCAGUCUGCACUACAAACACCCGCCGCCCAAGGAUGUGUUCAUAGAACACAACGCGGAGGAGCAUGAAAUGCUCUCGGCGAACAUUAACGAUAGUGCAGUCAAUACAUACGAAGAAUUGGACCCCGAGUGGGAGUCGCGAUCGACGCGGUUCCGCGUGUCGCGAGCGGCGCCCUGUCGCGGGUACGAGCUGUGUCGCCUGCUGCCCAGCGACCACGGUAACUUACUCUUACGAUCCGUAUAG